AUGGCAGAAAAAUUAAGGAUUUAUGUUGGAGGAUUGGGGCUGAAUGUGAAAGAAGAUGAUUUGAAAAAGACUUUCACUUCACCUCAAUUGGGAACUGUGGAUUCAGUAGAAAUAAUGCGCAGCAAAGGCCGUAGCUUCGCUUAUUUGGACUUUGUUCCAGUUUCCGACAAGGGCCUUGCCAAGCUCUUUAGCACGUAUAAUGGAUGCUUGUGGAAAAGUGGCAAGUUGAGACUUGAGAAGGCUAAGGAACACUAUCUUGCUCGCCUGAAGCGUGAGUGGGAUGAAGACGUUGAACUUUCCGUCAAUUUGCCCACCCAGAAUAUUAAUCCAGCUGAAAACGUGCUCUCUUCAGAAAAACCAAAGAAAGACCCCAGCAUGGAAAAAGUGCAGCUCCGGAUUUUCUUUCCCAAACUAAGAAAGAUAAAGGCAGUGCCUUUUAAAGGAUCGGGCAAGCACAAAUACAGUUUCCAACGUGUUGAAGUUCCUCCUCUCCCUGUACACUUUUGUGACUGCGAGGAGCAUUCUGGCCCUGAGACAGUUAAAGAAAAAGCUCAUAAUCAUGAAAGUGAAAAUUUUGGAGUAAAUGAGGAAGAGCUUAACAUUAUGAAGUCAGUUAUGAACAAGAUUUUGGAAAGAGAGAACUGCUCAAAUGCAACUCGUAACAAGGCUGGAUUUACUAUGGAAGUGUACAAUUCAGCCACAAUACUCAACAAUGUGCAAGUUGAUGACAAUGGGGAUGAUCAAGUGAGCGAUGAAGAUAAUCUGAUAAUUAACAUGGUGGCUGGGCCCAAUGAUAGAAGUGCUUUCUUCAAGGAUCGGAGACAGGAAGCUGCUACUGCUGAUUGGGAUUCAACAUUAAAAGAACUAAAGACUUCUAAUGAUGGACACCCUCGGGAAAUGCAAGGAAGUCAAAAGAGGGAAACUGUGGCUUCUAAGAAGAAAAGGAGAAUGCCAUUUGAUGAAGAUGAUAAGAACCAUGCGUCUGGAAGGAAGAGAACGAAAGGUAGCCCACACGUAGUCAUGAAUGAUUCUAACACAGAUGUAAACACACAACCGGAAGAGACGGAAUCAGGUUCCACACAUUUAAAUCAUGAUGCUUCACCACCACAGAAGUCAGAAUAUCUGGUAAGUCAAAAGGGCAGCACAGAAUUGCACAUGGAAAAUUCACCAAGCCAUGGUACUGAAGUAGAAGAGCAACAAAAUCUUAUUGAUCCUGGCUAUGCUGACAAGGAAACCCAAUCAAGCCAAGUAAAAGAGCUGGAAAAAAUUACUGAUGUUAUGCCAGAUAUACCAAGAGCAACUGUUGAUAAAUCAGCCAGAGGUGCCUCAUGGCUACAGAAGUCCUCCUGGACGCAGCUGGUUGGCGAUACGCAUAAUAGUUCGUUCAGUAUCUCACAAGUUUUGCCUGGUGUAACUUUUGAAAAACAGGAGCUACCAAAGUUUAACGACUUUGUAUUUUCAAGAAAUAAUAAGCCGCAUAAAUCUUUUGAAAAAGAGAGGAGCAAUUCUGUUGAAGUGGUUAGUAAACCCAAGGGAGGAGCCAAUAAAAUUUUUGCCACUGCUUCAGAUAAGUUUGAUGUGGAUGCUUUAAUAAGGAAAGAGCAGAACGGCGACGAUUUAAAUGGUGAGAUAUCCAGUCCUGAAAUGAAGACAAAUUAUAUAAACGAGAAUGAGGCUUCCAAUUCAACACUUGGGCAGAAUGUGCCAUCAGCACUCAAUCGACCAUCACUAGGAGACAUUGUUACGAGCGAAGCUUGCCCUUUCAUGAGGAGUGCUGCUUCAAUGAAAGAGUGGACAAAGACUAAAGCAGCUUUAAGUGGAUCAUUCAAGACAAAAGGUAAGGAGAAAUAG
Fraxinus pennsylvanica is the source of this 1851-nucleotide messenger RNA. NCBI's taxonomy places the organism in Eukaryota, Viridiplantae, Streptophyta, Magnoliopsida, Lamiales, Oleaceae. The record is from the annotation of a GenBank genome assembly.